GUAGGGAUAUUUCCUUAGCUAGAGGACUCUUGCUGAGGCUCUUACUGAGUUAGUCUGCCUGAGCAAGCUCGGACUUCAUGUGUGUGCUGGAGAGAGGGCGAGCAAGAGAGAGAGGGAGGCAGUGCCAAUGCAAGUGUGAAACCGUGACAGAGAAACCUAGAAGGACCGGCCAGAGUGAGGAGCACAAAGACAAGGUGCUGGAUGGUGGAGAUGCAAUGACUCCAUGACUGUGUUGCAUUACUUCAUCAUGUCAUCAAAAGGCUCGAGCAACCACAACAAACGUCUGGCAUCUGAGACAGACAAGUCCCAAAGACUGUUGGACAACGAUUCAGCACAGCAUCUGAAGCUGAAGGACAGACAACUCUUUUUUGAAGAAGUCUACCAUCAGGAUGUGAACAACUACCUUCCUUCAGCUCACCUGCAGAUAGACAGCAGAAAACCCCCCAUGGGAAGUAUCUCAUCUAUGGAGGUGAACGUGGAUGUGCUGGAGCAAAUGGACCUGAUGGAUGUUUCUGACCAAGAGGUCCUGGAUGUGUUCCUCAACUCAGGCUCAGGAGCAGACGAGGGAGCGCUUGCUGAGGUGGAGGACGACGAUGAAGAAGCUGAGGUUGUCUACCGGGUGUGUCCACCUUUGCUACGGCAAAAUGAAGUCCUCAACGGGUCCAAAUCUCGUUUGUCGUCAACGUCAUCGGGCUCCAGCGAUACAAGUGGGGACGGAGCCGACACACCUGUGAUCCAGUCAGAUGACGAGGAAGUUCAUGCCGACACCCAACUGCUGACCUCUGUUGCUCAGCCUAGGGAUGAAGAAACAGAGGAUGAAGAAGAGGAGCAAAGAGGCCCUGGUACUAAACCUUCACAAAGACUGAAGGAAAGAUAAGCAGACAGGGUGAAUAAAGGUCCAACAUCUUCCUCUUACUGCCUCUCUUCAUCUUCAGAGAAACCCCAGCAUGGUCCACCUGCUCUUGUUUGUCCUUUGAAUGUUAGUGUGCAUGAAUAUAUCUGCUCUUGUUUGUCCUUUGAA
Entelurus aequoreus (snake pipefish) is the source of this 1021-nucleotide messenger RNA. RefSeq names its product dysbindin-like. The record is from RefSeq and is a predicted model, not a curated record. The coding region runs from base 224 to 877 and encodes 217 amino acids. Lineage: Eukaryota; Metazoa; Chordata; Actinopteri; Syngnathiformes; Syngnathidae. Gene Ontology annotation, cellular component: cytoplasm. Gene Ontology annotation, biological process: negative regulation of protein kinase activity. The transcript is spliced from 5 exons.